AACACUCAUUGCCGGAUCGAGAAGGUCUGCGCGAUGGCCGGUGGAGCCUUCACAGUUCACUCGCCUACAGCGAAGGGAACAGGCGAACAUCGUGCAGUCCAUGUCAUCCCAAUUUGUCAUGAGCCUGCCAAGAUGAUAAGCUUAUCGAAGACAAGGUGAUGGAUAGUGAAUCAUGAAUAAUAACUUUGUGAGAUGGGAAUGAAAUGCGCCGUGUUGUUCAUCGGAGAAGAGAAGAAGAGCCGGAAGAGAGAAGGCGGUUGGACGGGCUCGCCAAUCCGGGGCAUGUGACCUCGCCAGCCUCCUGGCAUUAUUGCAUCGUCGGGCUUCUGCUCUUCUCGGCUCCAUUCUCUUUGGUUUCGCUCUGGUACCAUCCCGAAUUGGUCCCUGCAACCCCGUGCAAGGACUUCAAGUGGCUGAUAUCACGAGGGGCCAUUGCCCUGGACAAGGGAUGUCCAGAAAAGUCAAGUACAGGUAGUCAAAACUCAGACCCUUUCCCCCGUCACAUAGAGGCUAACAGUCAUUUAGGUGACGACUUGGACUCAGUGCUCGAUGUUCAACGACCAAGAGCUUCCCCCUCUUCAUAUACCCGGACUGGCAUUUCCCCGCCGUUGAUAGGGGGUGAAGUUCAAGACAGAUCAACCACACUUCACUGACUCGGAGGCAACCAAGUUCAAUUAUCCACCCUCAUAGCGAACCGUACCCUGUACGAAGUAUACGACGAGAAGCACUCAUAUAAACGACUGUGCCAUUUCUGCUCAUCCCCUGACCCACCACAACCCCUUAGUCAUCGCCGAAUACGCAAAUACGACAACCAUGCCCGCCUUCCGACUGGUCCAAGGA
This is a messenger RNA of Aspergillus sclerotioniger CBS 115572, 840 nucleotides long. RefSeq lists its product as uncharacterized. The transcript has a single exon. The coding region runs from base 204 to 653 and encodes 149 amino acids. The record is from RefSeq and is a predicted model, not a curated record. NCBI's taxonomy places the organism in Eukaryota, Fungi, Ascomycota, Eurotiomycetes, Eurotiales, Aspergillaceae.